Molecule: messenger RNA, 1094 nt
Organism: Suricata suricatta (meerkat)
Lineage: Eukaryota; Metazoa; Chordata; Mammalia; Carnivora; Herpestidae
Product: N-acetyllactosaminide alpha-1,3-galactosyltransferase-like 1
Biological process (GO): carbohydrate metabolic process
Cellular component (GO): vesicle; Golgi apparatus; membrane
Molecular function (GO): hexosyltransferase activity
Source: RefSeq, a predicted model, not a curated record
AUGUUCGUCUUCAGACCCCACUGUUUGGACCAGCAGCAUUUCAAGUUUGCACUACUCACCAGUGCUAGUGGCCACCAUGUUGAAAGAAAACGUCCUGAUGUGAAAACAACAACUGAUUGGUUUGCACCAAUCAUAUGGGAAGGAACUUACAACAGACAAGUCCUGGAAAAGUAUUACAAAAAGCUGAACAUUACCAUAGGCUUGGCUGUAUUUGCUACUGGAAAGUUUGUGGAUCAGGACCUGCAACAGUUCCUCCAGUCUGCUAACAAGCACUUCAUGAUUGGCUGCAAUGUUAUCUUUUACAUCUAGAUGGAUGACUUCUCCAAACUACCUCCCAUAGAGUUAGGUCCCCUGAGCAUUAAACUAUGUGCUGCACUCAAACAACCUGUGUGGAAAGACUUUAAUUACAUAUACAUGGAAAACUUGGAUGUGUACAUCACAGAACACAUCCAACAUGAAGUCAACUUUCUCUUCAGUAUGACUGUAAACCAGGUCUUUAAGAAUGACUUUGGGGUGGAAACCCUGGGCAAGUCUGUAGCUCAGCUCCAUGCAUGGUGGUAUUUUAGACAUGCUGAAAAUUUCCCUUAUGAGAGAAGACCUAAAUCAGCAGCUUUCAUCCCUUUUGGAGAGGGAGAUUUCUAUUACCAUAGUGCAAUUUUUGGUGGCACACCCCAUGAGGUUGUAGCCUUCAUUAAAGAAUAUCAAAAAGGAGUUACCAGUGACAACAGAAAUGGACUCAAGAGCAUAUAUGAACAUUACUUAAACAAAUAUUUGUUUAUCAAUAAACCCACUAAGUUAUUAUCACCAGAACACAAUUGGGAUCCAAAUUUUAGAACUCCCCCACAAAUUAAACAUGUGAAGAUAGCAUGGCAUUCAAAAAGCAUUUGAUGGUUCUAUCAUUAGAUUUAUGGAUUAAUAAGUGAAUCACAAUAAUUCCUCAAAUAUGAAACCUAUUAAAUAUAUCAGUGUUAUUGAAACUUAUGAAAAUGUGCCAAAAAUGUGCAAUCUUCCAAAAUAAAUUGUUUUUCUCCUUGCAAUUUUAAACCAUCUAAAUCUACCUAAACUGGAUUAAGAAUAAAUGGAUGUUAAUUUAA